Electrophorus electricus (electric eel) is the source of this 5484-nucleotide messenger RNA. RefSeq lists its product as uncharacterized. Lineage: Eukaryota; Metazoa; Chordata; Actinopteri; Gymnotiformes; Gymnotidae. The record is from RefSeq and is a predicted model, not a curated record.
UACAGUUUGUUGGAAGGCGUUCACUCUGUUAAUGGUCUGGGCACAACACACUAGAUUACCACAAAAUUAUGAAAUGUCAUACUAGAUGUACCUUGUGCAAUCUCAUUAGCUAAGAGGAUGGAGUCAUACAAGCGCUUCACCGACGAAAGCUACAAAAAUUGGCUGAAAACUGCCGAGAGUCUUUACAUACUGAGAAGACACAUUCGUGAUUUUGUGGAAAACGAAACCGAAACUUAUCACAAAUCUCUUCGGGAAAGUCUACAAAGGGAGGUUUGUGUAAAGGAUUGCAAGAAAUAUUCGCCACAAGAAAAAAAGUCACCCCUUUGUGACAGGUGUGAGCAGUGGAAAGUCAAGAUAUUAGAAAACCGUCAUACGAAGUAUGGCAUACACUGGGAAAACUGCCAGCCAUAUCUGUGGGCUACAGAGAAAUGGGAAGUGGCUAAGGUUUAUAUGCCGCGUACACCAAAGGAACAUCGCAGUUUUGACCAGUUCGACAUUUCUGCAAUUCUGAACUUCAUGAGUCAAUGCAAACAUUUCAAAACCUUUGUUAAAAGCGACUUCCUGAACAAGGUAAUUAAUGUCAGGAACAACGUGAUGCAUUCCCCUGAUCUCAGGCUGAGCAAAAAGGACAUGGAGGAUUAUAUAGCAAAUGUUGUGCAACUGGCAAAGUUCCUUGAGCCUCAUGCACUAGGACUGAAAGAUAUAUCAGAGGAGAUACAGCAGUUUAAGGAAAAUUUGGAGAAGUAUUGUGGUCAAAGUUCUCCCAAUGCAGAGAACAGCAAGGACGAAAAUGUGAAGCUGAUAAAUAGAGAACACCAGGCCCUGAAGGAGAAGAUUGAGUUUCUGGCCCAGCACUAUGAGGAAGAACAACAUGCAGACCUUAAAAAAGAACUGCAGGGUAUGAAAGGCUUUUUGGAGCAGAACAAAGACCUCCUGGAGAACUUGGGUCCUUAUGUUAACCAGCUGGAUGAGAUCCAAGAAAAGGUGAACAAGCACGAUCACCAGAUUGAUAAUCUCAAGAAUAGGGUGGACAAACUGGAGGAGACACAAGACCCUGUGUUCAUUGGUGAUCCCCUUAAGUUCAAGAAUCAUCUGAUAGAAGAGGCUAAGAAAUGCAAGUGGUCAGAUCCUGUUUUUACAGAGGUCCUUGAAGCCAAUGGUUAUAGAGGUCAGGUGGAGGUCAAUGGGCACAUCUUUACAGGUUCUUAUGUGUGUAAUAGCAAAAAGAGUGCUCACCAGGAGGUGGCUAAGAAGGCCCUGCAGAACCUAAAAUUCUGCUACUAUAGUACUGAACAGUUUUCCCACCCUGGAUGCAUAGACAAGCCAUCAACAUCUUCAACCACUCCAUCAGUGAAUCCUGUUACAUCAGCCUCAAAUGCCCUCUUUUAUGCCAGUGCAACCGUGGUCCUCAAAAACCAAGAAGUUGUUUCUGAUGGAUGUGCACAACAGGAACAUGCAAUUGAAUCAGCAUACAAAAAACUAGCCUGUCUGUUUCACUUAAAUGCCCAUGGAGGUGCAGGUAAUAGUUUUAAGACAAUGGUCUUGGCCCAUUUUGAUAGCUGCCAUUACCCUCCACCAUCAGAACAUUUAGAUCAGCAAGACGAUAAGAACUUCUGCAAACUCCUUCUCUGUGGACCGUUUACCUUUCAUGACAAAGAUGGUUCCAUAAAGAAGAAACAAACAGAACAGCAGGUGGCUAUGGUUGCCCUACAGCAGCUAUCAGGGAUCCUUAACUGUAGUUUUGAUUCUGUUGAUGGUGGAAACUACAAAGGGUUUCUGAAGGAAUGUCUAGAUGCCCAUGGUCUAAAACAACCCAAGUACAGUACCGAGAGAAAAGAAGUGGACAUUGAAGAUGGGGAGUGUCCUAACACUAGUGGAGAUAAUUCUCACUCAUACUGUACCAGGACGCCGAGAGUGUUUAGCAAGGAUGCUAGUCUUCAGCCAGAGGAUAAUGCUGCAGUGGUCCAGCCUCUACCUACAACACAUCCAGACCACAAUGAUGUCCAUCUGAUAGGCAUUCAGGGCACCCAGACUCCCCCCAUACCAUGCCAAGUGGCCAAGUUGGACUGUGCAGAUGCCCUCUUUUAUGCCAGUGCAACUGUGGUCCUCAAAAACCAAGAAGUUGUUUCUGAUGGAUGUGCACAACAGGAACAUGCAAUUGAAUCAGCAUACAAAAAACUAGCCUGUCUGUUUCGCCUAAAUGCCCAUGGAGGAGCAGGUAAUAGUUUUAAGACAAUGGUCUUGGCCCAAUUUGAUAGCUGCCAUUACCCUCCACCAUCAGAACAUUUUGAUCAGCAAGAUGAUAAGAACUUCUGCAAACUCCUUCUCUGUGGACCGUUUACCUUUCAUGACAAAGAUGGUUCCAUAAAGAAGAAACAAGCAGAACAGCAGGUGGCUAUGGUUGCCCUACAGCAGCUAUCAGGGAUCCUUAACUGUAGUUUUGAUUCUGUUGAUGGAAACUACAAAGGGUUUCUGAAGGAAUGUCUAGAUGCCCAUGGUCUAAAACAACCCAUGUACAGUACUGAGAGAAAGAAAGUGGACAUUGAAGAAGGGGAGGGUUCUAACACUAGUGGAGAUAAUUCAUACUACACUAAGGGCAACCAGACAGACACUAAGGGCAACCAGACUCGCCCCAUACCAUGCAAAGUGGCCAAGCUGGAAUGUGAAGAGAUCCACACACUUCUGGCACUGUUUAAUCUGAAACCUCCAUCUGUAACAUUAGAGAGUGUCAGCAAUGAACAAAAAUUUGGCAUUACUGUGGAAGUCAUCUUGGACAACCUAACCUUUAAGAACAAAGAUCCCUGUACCUCCAGGAGGGAUGCCAUUCGUAAAGCAUAUUAUUCACUUGGCUGUGCAUUGGGUAUUUGCCAGUCAAACACAGAUGCAACCAUGCUGGUGAAACAAGAUUUUUCCCAGAAGUCAUUCCCCCUUCCCAAGGAAGUCAUUGAGGGCAACAUAGAGCCUUUCUAUUGUUCCCUUAACAACAUCUCAUACAAUGUCAUCUAUGAGGGACAAGGUUCCACAGAGACAGAUGCGAAACAUGAUGGCCUACAGAAAGCUCUGCAUGCCCUGCCCUUGAUUUUUGGCUACAAGACUUUGCCUAGCUCCGGUAAUGCUGAGGAAAUGGAGGCUCAGAUUAACACCAUUCUGACAAGAAAAAACCAAAAGAAGCUCACGUACUCUCUCAAAUGGCACCGAUAUAUGAGCUCAGCCAAGCUGCUGUUCAAAGACUACACCAUGAAGAGUACGAGGCAGGCAAACAAGAAGGCAAAUCGCAGUCACCUGAGUCGAUGCAUGCUCAGCCUACUGGGCGAGAAAACAGAAUCAAAUGGUCCAUCUUUCAGAAGCUGCUUAGAUGAGUGGUUCAUGAAGAGAGGUCUGCAGCCACCUGUAUUUGAGGACACAGAGGAGGCCCAGGGAUCCAAGGCUAUGUUUUCUGUCUCACUCUCAUGCUCUCAUGCAGACUGGGAAGACAACUUGGAGGCAGCGAUUGAAAAGCUGAUCCAGGAGCUCAGCAAGAGGUUUAGGUAUCUGACUGAGCAGGAUACAUAUUAGCCUGCCAAAUCAUUUGAAAACUACUGAAUAGGCCUGAUUGUACUUCCAAGAGGCUUUCCAUAUAAAUGUAAUACUCUGAUUAUGGGAUUAUGGGAUUUUCAGGGUCUUUGGAUUUUAACCAAGGUAUAUAAAGAUUCAAUUUGAUUUUUAAAAUUGUAUGUGUUUUAAAAGGUAUUGUUUUCAGCAGCACUUUAAUUAUACGCAGAUUGGUUUGGCUCAGAAAAAUACAAAGUUUAUUUUAAAAAUUGCUAAGGAGUGCGUCUUUAUGCAAAAAGUAGUUUUGCAUCAUUCGUAUAAAUAAUUAAUUAGAACUAAUAAAUAACUAAAUAACUAACAGCAAACACAGAGCUAAUGUUGAUGUUAAGUGUUGGUCUGUCUCUUUAAACCCCUGCCUGUGUGUGCCUCUUCAUUGGUCAUUGUUGCUGUUUCUGUUUCUGAUAUUGUAUAUGUGUAGCCAUUGUUAGCAUUAGAUGUCAUUGUUCCUGUCAACACUGUUCAUCGUUAUGUGUGAGUGCCACAAGUGUCAUUGAUGUUUUGUCUCAUUACAAUUAAAUGUCUCACUAAAUUGAGGGAGUCUUUGCAUCCUGUUCCGACAUUACAGAAUGACCAACCACCACAGUACGCCAGCCCCCUCAAUGAAGGAUUCGGGGGGUUAAGGUACUUGACUUGUAAUCAGAAGGUUGCUGGUUCAAGCCCCAGCACUGCCAGGUUGCCACUGUUGGGCCCCUGAGCAAGACCCUUAACCCACAAUUGUUGUACAUGAUUGUAAGUCACUUUGGAUAAAAGCAUCAAAUGUAAAUGGGCUGAGGAGUACUGAUGUGCUCCAUAAGGACCGUAAAGAGGGCGGUUUGGUGGAGCUAGCGGGAUCUCCGGCAGGCAGUGCUGAAGCCUGAGUUCCUUUCCUUCUGUGGACUCAGCAGCAAGACUGGAGGAGUCCACCCAAAGCCUCAGAGGCAAACUGCCUCUGGGGCACUUCUAGAGUGGCUGGAAAAAGGAGGACCAUUUGGGGGAGGAGCAUGGCCAGAACAGGUGGAUGUGCACCCUUGUGUGUCUGUUGAGGCCAAGGACAUGUCUACAGCUCCUGUGGGAUUAGCAGGCACUGCAGCACAGUGCCUUAUGUUUGUGUGGAUUAGUGCUAUUGUUUAUGUGUGUUCGCACCGUGUGUGUUUUUGGAGCACCACAUCACGGGGAGUGUACCUCCCUUUCUCCCUCGCACUCUGCCUUUCUCCCUCGUGUAAGGAGGUCUCCCCAGUUGGUGGCUCCUAGCCCGCCAUGUGUUUGGUGGGCACCGGGCAGUGCCGUGCAGUGUCUGCGUGUGCACAGCGGCCUGGGGUUUGCUGUCCCAGAAUGGGAGGUGUCAGGAGCCACGCCCCUGCGGAGCGGUCAUCGUCAGGGAAUGCUUCCCCCUCACAUGUCACGUGGAGUAUACCGGACUAUCCUGAGAGAGGCAGGGAAGCUGCCUUUCUUCCUCCUACUGAGAGGUCUCCCUUGUUAGCGGCACCUGGCCUGCCCUGUGCUGGGUGGGCACCAGGCAUGGUCGUACUGUGUCUGUGUGUGUGUACGGCAGCCUGGGAUUCGCUGUCCCAGAUUUGGACGCUUCAGGAGCUGUGCCCCUUGGGAGGGAAUGCAUCCCCCCCACGAGUCACGUGGCACAGUCUGCCGCAUGCAAGGGGUUUCACCAUUGUUUGUAGCCACAAGCUCUGUGAGGGCACACACCUGUACGGGGGAUGAUGUUAAGUGUUUGUCUAUUUAAAUCUCCACCUGUGUGUGCCUCUUCGUUGGUCAGUGUUCUGUUUCUAUUACUGUUAUUGUAUAUGUGUAGCCAUUGUUGGCGUUAUAUGUCCUAGUUCCUGUCAACACUGUUCGUCGUUAUGUAUGAGUGCCACAAGUUUCAUCAAUCUUCUCUCAUUAAACAUCUCACUAAAUUGA